Messenger RNA from Fonsecaea erecta, 1515 nucleotides. RefSeq lists its product as hypothetical. The transcript has a single exon. The record is from RefSeq and is a predicted model, not a curated record. The coding region runs from base 1 to 1515 and encodes 504 amino acids. Lineage: Eukaryota; Fungi; Ascomycota; Eurotiomycetes; Chaetothyriales; Herpotrichiellaceae.
AUGGGCGGCUCCGUCUUCAAACCCGAGGGUCUAUCCACGCCACGCAUGCCUCCCACAGUCUACAACUCGGUUCUCUCCCGCGCCGAGGAGCUCCUCCGGGUACACUUCAAGCUCGUGGGCCAUGCGAUCGAAGCCCCUGCCAAGUCCUCUUACGGAGAUAUCGACAUCCUCGUGGCAGAGCCUUUCGUUCGAAAUGUGACUGCUGGGCGUGAAGUUGGGCAUUUCCUGGCAAAUCUUCUGGGGGCCGAGAAAUGGAAGAAAAUGAGCGGUACAUCCGCGUAUCAUUUUGCGCUGAAGUGGCCAGAGGAAUUCGAAGAUCUGCUCAUGACCGAGGAACGAACGGUGCAAGUCCCUGGCGACAAUGAACAUCGUCCAAGAGAAGCCGGUGCGCAAUUAUCUGAACAGGAGGAGCAAGAGACAGCCUUUAAGGGAGACAAAGCCGACACCAACAACGUCGCUGCCAGUGUAGCUGCUACAUCGCCCACUACAGUUGAUAGUUGCACGGUCUCAUCCUUACCCAUGCGCCUUGGAUCUACUCAAAAACAUAUCCAACUCGACGUCAGCAUCAUGCCUACCUCCGAAUACUUCCGCUGGCACAGUUUCCUCCAAGCACACGGCGAUCUCUGGCAAAUGCUUGGAGGAGUCCUCCGGCGGUUCGGCAUUACCCCUACCACAAGGGGACUAUUUUUGCGGAUAAAAGAAGUGGAAAUGCAUAACAAGGAGCAAGCGAGAGUCCUCAUGAGCAAUGACCCAGCUACGGUCCUGGAAUUCUUGGGAUUGGAUAGAGAAAGGUAUUGGCAAAUGUUUGGGAGUUGGGAGGAAUUAAUGGACUACGUGGCAAGUUGCAGGUUUCAUGACCCGGCACGCUGGAAAGAUUGGCCCAAACAUGACCAGAGAUCAGAAGGUGAAACUAAAGAAGAAAUUGACACAACGGCCGUGCUUCUGAAAGCAAAUGACCGUCAGCGCGCCGCCAAACGACCGCUUUUCGCGUACUGGAUCAAAGAAUAUCUUCCUGCUCACAUCGACGAGCCACCAGGCAAGUCUGCACUCCUGACGAGGGAAGACGUCGUCGAAGACGCCAAGAAUUAUUUUGGUGUCGAAUUUGCGAACAGGUUUGAAGCAAGGAAGAAGAAAAUGGUCCGCCAGAUCAAGGUGGACAAGUUGUGGGCUGAUAUAAGGAAGAGCUUGCCCGUGGAAGGGCCAGAGAUUGGGUAUGUCAUGAAAGGGAUGAAGAGAGAAAUUGUGGGACAUCGCGAAGAGCAACCGGCGGAGCUGGAAAAGCUUGAAGGGUCAGACGAAGUGAGGAUGGCAUAUGAAGCAGGCAGAUUUGAUGAUGUCCUGAAAUGGGCAACGCUCAACUGGAACGAGCUUGGUCAGAGGCAGAAGAGGCUGGACCUGGAAAUGAGCCGGGUCCAUCUUUUGGAGAAACUCAAUAGCGGUGGGCAGCAGAGGAAGGGGAAUGGUAGGAAGAUAGCACAGCAGGAAGCGUUAUCUCCUUCAUCUGCGCCUACAUAG